This is a messenger RNA of Oncorhynchus kisutch (coho salmon), 908 nucleotides long. Its product is annotated as ras-related protein Rab-11A. The coding region runs from base 140 to 787 and encodes 215 amino acids. The record is from RefSeq and is a predicted model, not a curated record. The transcript has 5 exons. NCBI's taxonomy places the organism in Eukaryota, Metazoa, Chordata, Actinopteri, Salmoniformes, Salmonidae. Gene Ontology annotation, molecular function: GTP binding; GTPase activity.
CACAACAAAAUCCCGGAAGUGUCAGUCUGAAAACAGACCCGUCGCCGUUAGCUAGCUGAGUGUUUCAAAAUCUAUUUGCUAAAUCGUUGCAUUUUAAAGAGUUUAUACAAACGAAAUACUCCUAUUUAUCUUUUAGAAAAUGGGAACCAGAGAUGAUGAAUACGAUUAUCUGUUUAAAGUGGUUCUGAUAGGAGACUCGGGUGUUGGCAAGAGCAACCUGCUCUCUCGUUUCACCCGGAAUGAGUUUAACCUGGAAAGUAAGAGCACCAUUGGAGUGGAGUUUGCCACCCGCAGUAUCCAGGUGGAUGGGAAAACGGUGAAGGCUCAGAUCUGGGACACGGCAGGACAGGAGCGCUACCGGGCUAUCACCUCGGCGUACUACAGAGGCGCGGUGGGAGCCCUGCUGGUCUAUGACAUCGCCAAGCACCUGACCUAUGAAAAUGUGGAGCGGUGGUUGAAAGAGCUGAGAGACCAUGCAGACACCAACAUCGUCAUCAUGCUGGUUGGCAACAAGAGUGACCUGCGUCACCUCCGGGCCGUGCCCACCGACGAGGCUCGGGCUUUCGCAGAGAAAAACGGUUUGUCUUUCCUUGAGACGUCAGCCCUGGAUUCCACCAACGUUGAAACGGCUUUCCAGACCAUUCUGACAGAAAUCUAUCGAAUCGUCUCUCAGAAGCAGAUGUCAGAGCGUCAGGAGAGCGACAUGUCUCCUAGCAACAAUGUGGUCAACAUCCAGGUGCAGCCCACUGAGAACAAACCAAAGAUGCAGUGCUGUCAGAACAUCUAGCCCCGCCCAUGUUACCACUACACCUCUACCCCCUUAUAUACCCUGUACCCCCACCUCUACCCCCUUAUAUACCCUGUACCCCCACCUCUACCCCCUUAUAUACCCUGUACCCCCACCUCUA